This is a messenger RNA of Dentiscutata heterogama, 390 nucleotides long. The record is from the annotation of a GenBank genome assembly. NCBI's taxonomy places the organism in Eukaryota, Fungi, Glomeromycota, Glomeromycetes, Diversisporales, Gigasporaceae.
GCAUAUGACCCAACUAUAGAAGAUUCAUAUCGAAAGCAAGUGAUCAUUGAUGACCAACCUUGUGUCCUAGAAAUAUGGGACACUGCUGGACAAGAACAAUAUAUAGCUCUACGCGAUGGAUGGAUCAGGGAGGGUGAAGGUUUUCUACUUGUAUAUUCUAUAACUUCGAGAUCGACUUUUGAGCGAAUAGAACGAUUACAUGAUCAAAUUAGACGUGUAAAAGACAAUGUACCAGCUCCAGUUAUGCUUGUUGGUAAUAAGUGCGACAAAAUAACUGAGCGUGAAGUUUCAAGAGAAGAAGCCAUGAAUUUAGCAAGAUGGCUCAAGUGCGACUUUAUAGAGAGUUCUGCAAAAACAAAUAUUAAUGUGCAUAAGGCAUUUUACGGUGUG